AUUAAAGGUGACGUAUGAUAAAUUAAAAAUUUUAUUUUUUAAUUCAUAAAUUAAAUGAAAUUAAUUUUAAUCACUCAUCUUAUUCGUUCUUUCUUCUCAUUCUUAUCAGCCUCUUCCUCCUCCUCCUCCUCUUCCUCCUCCUCAUCCUUGGCAUCCUACUCACCAUCAUCUUCAUCAUCCCUCUUCAAAUUAAACUUUCCUGGGUUCUUGGUGGAACCUAGAUCUGGGUUCUUCGAGAACCCAGAAACUGGAUUCCCCGAGAACUAGAUUCCCUGUGGAACCCAGUUUCUGGGUUGCAUGGGGAAUCCAGUUUCUGGGUUCCCCGGGAACCCAGUUUUUGGGUUCCUCGUGCAACCCAGUUUCUGGGUUCCACGGGAACCCAGAAACUGGAUGCCCCCUGGAAUGCAGAUCUGGGUUCCAUUUUUGAAUCUGCAAUGGAAGUGCUCUAAUCUUGAAUCUAAUUCAACUUUUGUUCGAAAAUAAGCAAAAUGUUAAUUUGUUAUACUUGGACUUGAAUCUCUUCUUUACGAGUUAGUAAUCUCGCUAUGAACUACUCGAUUUCAUGUUUCAAUGUGUUCAACGUAGAAAUCCAAAUCUUAAAUGUUCCAAUCUUUUGUCUAAUAUAACUUUUCUUUGAAA
This is a messenger RNA of Rubroshorea leprosula, 639 nucleotides long. The record is from the annotation of a GenBank genome assembly. NCBI's taxonomy places the organism in Eukaryota, Viridiplantae, Streptophyta, Magnoliopsida, Malvales, Dipterocarpaceae.